AUGUACCUGCUGGUGCCCGAGCACGCUGCCGGCCUGCGCCGGGGUCGCUGUAGGCGCCAGAGGGCCCCGCCGUGGCUGCUCGCUGCCGCCGCCCGCCUGCUGCUCUCUUUCCCAGAGGAGGCUGCCCGGGCUGGGGACGGGGAGCCGCGACAGGCGCUGCUCCUGGGGCCCGAGAGAGGGACCCCCUCCCGCCUGCGGGGCGCAGCUGCAGCUCGGCGCGGUGCAUGCGGGGCCGGCGCUGGAGGGCGCCUCCUUUUCCCGCCCGCCCGCGCGAGUGACUCGGCGCCGGGGGCGGGGGGCAGCCCCGCUCCGGCCUGGGAGGCGCCGCUCGGAGGAGCCGCCACUUACCGAACGAUCCGAAAGCAACAGGAGCCCGCCCCGGCGCGCCUCGGGGCACUAGGACUAAGCGCAAACCCGGUGCAGCCGGUCACAUGCGAGCAACAGCUGCACGGCAGGGACAUCUGCUGGAGUGGACCGAGCCAGAAGGAAGAACUCUUGGAGGGGGACCCAGAGGCAGAGGACAACUCAGAGAUCAGAGAUGUAUGCAGCCAGGAGCUCUUCUCUACCCCGGAGGAGGCUAGCCAGUCACAGCUGUCAGAGCUAGGCGAAGCACGAACAGGAGAAGAGGAAUCUGGUACGACCUUGGGAGCCCAGCCUCCUUCUUUGUUAUCGCCAGCUGAAUGGCUGCACAGAAUUAGAAAGCAGCCACGAAGAACUAAAGAGGACUUUCUGCGUGAUGUCAUGAUGCGCUCCGCAGCCAAAAAACAAGAAUUGAAGGAGUGGUGGGACAGCAAGAAGAGGGACCGAAAGGAGAAUGCGGCAUGCCAAAACAAAGCCAUGGAGUGGCUCUUAAAAGUUAUGGAGCGCCAAGCAGAUGUGCUCCAGGCACUACUAGCACUACAAACCAAGCAGCUCCGCACCCACCCUCCCCUGCAGCCGCUGUUGCAAAAAACUCUUUCCCAUGCUGCCCCCAGACACCGCCAACACACUCUUAUCAACCUCCUGGCUCCAGUCUGUACCCCCUGCAUUCCACUCCUGCCCCGUCACAGUCCAGCCCUACGGACUCCCAGUACCCACUGCACUCAACACCUGUCCCUCUGCAGUUUAGCCCUCCUCAAGAACAGUACCCACUGCAACUGUAUUCCAAAGGAUAAGGUUGCAUAGGAUACCUGGACAUACACAAAUCUUUAACCGUCCUGGGACCCCACCUCCUCCUGGGACCCACCCUUUCCGCAUCCCCCACAAUGCUGAUGUGUUUUUUGUUUGUCUCUCUCCUCCGGUUGUUGUUUUUUAAUAAAAAUGCUUU
This is a messenger RNA of Chelonia mydas (Green sea turtle), 1306 nucleotides long. RefSeq lists its product as uncharacterized. The record is from RefSeq and is a predicted model, not a curated record. NCBI's taxonomy places the organism in Eukaryota, Metazoa, Chordata, Testudines, Cheloniidae. The coding region runs from base 1 to 1164 and encodes 387 amino acids. The transcript is spliced from 3 exons.